GGGGUGGGGGAGGGGGGAAGGGAUGCCUAAGUGCAGAUCCAGGUCCUCGCUGUCCCCUGCGUCCCUGCCUCAGUUUCCCCCUUCAGCAGCUAAGGUUAAUUAGCUGACAGGGAAACCAAGAAUCACUGCAGCCUAGCGCUGGUGUUGCUUUCUAUACGUGGCUGUGAGAAAACAGGAUCAGCGCCAAACUCAGCUGGUCCCUUCCCACCGGACCCCCUUUCCACCCAUCCUAGGGACUUAGACCCCCAUGAACACCCCUGAUAAACCGCCAAAGCCCGGUUUGAGGAGAGGGGGAGGGGAUUUGUUUUUCUGAAAAUGGCCAAGGGAAUCCCAGGUUGAGUAGUCCCCAGAGAGGAACCCCAGCUGUGACCUGUCCCACGGAGGCCAAGGAAAGUCCUCCUUCCCUGCAUGUGAACGUGACCUUGUCUGGCAAGUAACGAGGGGGAUUUGUAGACAGCCCUGUUCCUCCCUAUUCCCUCAACUCCUCAGAAAAAUUAGUGUCAGUGCCGGCCCCUCUCUGCCCUCUGCAGACUCCUGCCGGGGGCUUCAGGCCGCCCUAACCCUGGCCCUGUCGCUUCCCUCAACUGAAAGCGUUCGGACGCCUGGGUCCCCACACCCCAUUCAAGCUUUCCUAACGCGGCGCCUGCCUCUCCGCUCAGCUCCCGCCAGGCUCGGCCCCCUCUGCAGCCUCCUGCUCCCCCCUCGCUCGCCCCCCUCCCGCUCUCAUUCUACGUCAUGGGAUGACGUCGGAAGCCGGGCGGGAGGAGGAGCCCCCCUCCCCAGUCAGCGGCUCCCGCUGCAGCUCGCUUAGCCCAGCCUCCCGCUCUCCCGCCCCCCAGCUCUAAAACGAGCCCCCCACGCCUGGCAGGAGCUAUAUAAGGAGGCGUGAGGCAGGCGAGGGGGGCAGCGCAGCCGAGCGGAGCCCAGGAGAGCAGAAAGCGAGCCUGAGCGAGAGACGGGGAAGCACGGAGGAGGAAGCCGCCGGUGCGUCGGGACCGGAGCGCAGGUGCUCGGGCACCCGAGCAGGAAGCUCCGCAGCCGCCGGUCAUGUACCGCUCCACCAAGGGCGCCUCCAAGGCGCGCCGGGACCAGAUCAACGCCGAGAUCCGGAACCUCAAGGAGCUGCUGCCGCUGGCCGAAGCGGACAAGGUCCGGCUGUCCUACCUGCACAUCAUGAGCCUCGCCUGCAUCUACACUCGCAAGGGCGUCUUCUUCUCUGGAGGCACUCCUCUGGCAGGCCCCACGGGGCUUCUCUCAGCUCAGGAGCUUGAGGACAUCGUAGCGGCACUACCUGGCUUUCUGCUUGUGUUCACAGCCGAGGGGAAGUUGCUCUACCUGUCUGAGAGUGUGAGCGAGCAUCUGGGCCACUCCAUGGUGGACCUAGUUGCCCAGGGUGACAGCAUCUACGACAUCAUUGACCCAGCUGACCACCUCACUGUGCGCCAGCAACUCACUCUGCCCUCUGCCCUGGACACUGAUCGCCUCUUCCGCUGCCGCUUCAACACCUCCAAGUCCCUCAGGCGCCAGAGUGCAGGCAACAAACUAGUGCUUAUUCGAGGCCGAUUCCAUGCUCACCCACCUGGGGCCUACUGGGCAGGAAACCCCGUGUUCACAGCUUUCUGUGCCCCACUGGAGCCGAGACCCCGCCCUGGCCCUGGCCCUGGUCCUGCCUCACUCUUCCUGGCCAUGUUCCAGAGCCGUCAUGCUAAAGACCUGGCCCUACUGGACAUCUCUGAGAGUGUCCUAAUCUACCUGGGCUUUGAGCGCAGUGAACUGCUUUGUAAAUCAUGGUAUGGACUGCUGCACCCCGAGGACCUGGCCCACGCUUCUGCUCAACACUACCGCCUGUUGGCUGAGAGUGGAGAUAUUCAGGCAGAGAUGGUGGUGAGACUACAGGCCAAGACUGGAGGCUGGGCAUGGAUUUACUGCCUGCUAUACUCAGAAGGUCCAGAGGGCCCCAUUACUGCCAAUAACUACCCAAUCAGUGACAUGGAAGCCUGGAGUCUCCGCCAGCAGUUGAACUCUGAAGACAACCAGGCAGCUUAUGUCCUGGGCACUCCGACCAUGCUGCCCUCAUUCCCUGAGAACAUUCUCUCCCAGGAACAGUGCUCCAGCACUAACCCACUCUUCACCGCAGCCUUGGGGGCUCCCAGAAGCACUAGCUUCCCCAGUGCUCCUGAACUGAGUGUUGUCUCCGCAUCAGAAGAGCUUCCCCGACCCUCCAAAGAACUGGACUUCAGUUACUUGGCAUUCCCUUCUGGGCCUGAGCCUUCUCUCCAAGCAGAACUGAGCAAGGAUCUCGUAUGCACUCCACCCUACACGCCCCACCAGCCAGGAGGCUGUGCCUUCCUCUUCAGCCUCCAUGAGCCCUUCCAGACCCACUUGCCCGCCCCAUCCAGCACUCUUCAAGAACAGCUGACUCCAAGCACUGCGACCUUCUCUGAUCAGUUGACACCCAGCAGUGCAACCUUCCCAGAUCCACUAACUAGCCCACUGCAAGGCCAGCUGACUGAAACCUCAGCCAGAAGCUACGAAGACCAGUUGACUCCCUGCACCUCUACCUUCCCAGACCAGCUGCUUCCCAGCACAGCCACCUUUCCAGAGCCUGUGGGCAGCCCUGCCCAUGAACAGCUGACUCCUCCCAGCACAGCAUUCCAAGCACACCUGGACAGCCCCAGCCAAACGUUCCCAGAGCAACUGAGCCCCAAUCCUACCAAGACUUACUUCGCCCAGGAGGGAUGCAGUUUUCUCUAUGAGAAGUUGCCCCCAAGUCCUAGCAGCCCUGGUAAUGGGGACUGCACGCUCUUGGCCCUAGCCCAGCUCCGGGGCCCCCUCUCUGUGGAUGUCCCCCUGGUGCCUGAAGGCCUGCUCACACCUGAGGCCUCUCCAGUCAAGCAGAGUUUCUUCCACUACUCUGAAAAGGAACAGAACGAGAUAGACCGUCUCAUUCAGCAGAUUAGCCAAUUGGCUCAAGGCAUGGACAGACCCUUCUCAGCUGAGGCUGGCACUGGUGGACUAGAGCCACUUGGAGGACUGGAGCCCCUGGACUCCAACCUGUCCCUGUCGGGGGCAGGCCCCCCUGUGCUCAGCCUGGACCUGAAACCCUGGAAAUGCCAGGAGUUGGACUUCCUGGCUGACCCUGAUAACAUGUUCCUGGAAGAGACGCCCGUGGAAGACAUCUUCAUGGAUCUCUCUACCCCAGACCCCAAUGAGGAAUGGGGUUCUGGGGAUCCUGAGGCAGAGGGCCCAGGAGGGGCCCCAUCGCCUUGCAACAACCUGUCCCCAGAAGACCACAGCUUCCUGGAGGACCUGGCCACAUAUGAAACCGCCUUUGAGACAGGUGUCUCAGCAUUCCCCUAUGAUGGGUUUACUGAUGAGUUGCAUCAACUCCAGAGCCAAGUUCAAGACAGCUUCCAUGAAGAUGGAAGUGGAGGGGAACCAACGUUUUGAAUAAGUCUGUGACUUAACGUCGUCAAGUAUGGCAUAUUGUCAUCAAGACGUGGAGCCGCUCUCCACCCCCCCCGGGACUGUUGGGGGGAUUCUGGGGGCCAGAGGGGGAUAUAUAUGAUUCCCCAGGCCCUGCAGGAUUUGCGGGGGGAGGUGGGAGGGCAAGGGAGGGGAGCUUCUUUUUAAAAUCAAGAGACUUCCAGCGAUCCCAGUUUCCAUUUCAAUCUGUAUUCACUCGUAGUGAGUUUCCUUGAAUGGGAUUUCAAGCGGAGAAUGGGGGAGUCUCACUUCCCUGCCGCGUUGCCCCAUUGGCCUGGGCCAGUUCUCCACUCCUAGGGGCCAAGCCACCUCUAGGCCUUGGUGGGGGAAAGGCAGGGCCCACCCGGGCCAGCCCGUGCCCUGAGGGGCUCUUGACACCCACGUAGAAUUCUCUACACACCAGUAACGGGAUUUCAAUUCCGAUGGACUCUGCCGCCCUGGCGGCCCUUCCUGUGACUUUUGCACCCCGCGCCUGGGGUGGGGGGUGCGAAGAGACGCUACGUUCCUUUCCGAUGGAGGAAGGCAGACCUGCCGUCACACAUGUGCUUGCACGAGUGCGUGUACCUGGUGCGGGACUCAACCGGCUGCCAGACUGCCUGGGCCUGCCCAGAUGGCCACCUCGUGGUGCUGCGGUGACUUUGUAGCCAACUUUAUAAUAAAGUCCAGUUUGCCUUUUUGGUA
This is a messenger RNA of Callithrix jacchus (white-tufted-ear marmoset), 4167 nucleotides long. RefSeq names its product neuronal PAS domain protein 4 (gene NPAS4). Gene Ontology annotation, biological process: regulation of transcription by RNA polymerase II. Lineage: Eukaryota; Metazoa; Chordata; Mammalia; Primates; Cebidae. The record is from RefSeq and is a predicted model, not a curated record. Gene Ontology annotation, molecular function: protein dimerization activity; RNA polymerase II transcription regulatory region sequence-specific DNA binding; DNA-binding transcription factor activity, RNA polymerase II-specific.